AUGUCCGAGCUUAAGGCUGAGACACAUAGUGGAGAUAGUGGAGAUAGUGGAGAAUCCGCACGUUCCGGCGGUGCGUGGAUUUGGGACCACGAUGGUGUUGACUUUGACUGGGAGUAUCCUGGGGCCGAUGACCGUGGUGGCUCUGCCGAUGAUGGAGCCAACUAUGCCAAGCUUCUCAAGGAGCUCAAAGAUGCAAUCAAAGACAGCGGCCGUGACUAUCUUGUCACCUUCACAUCUCCAACAUCCUACUGGUAUCUUCGCCACUUUGAUCUGAAGGCGAUGGCUGAUAAUGUUGACUGGAUUAAUCUGAUGGCAUAUGACCUUCACGGUGAAUGGGAUAGAGAUAAUCCAAUCGGCAGUCGAGUCCUCGCUCACACCAACUUGACUGGUAUUGAUGAAGCACUUGAUCUGUUCUGGCGAGUGGAUAUCGAUCCUUCUGAUAUUGUCCUUGGCUUAGGAUUCUAUGGCCGGACCUUUAAGCUUCGUGAUGCUUCGUGCUGGAAGCCCGGAUGUGAAUUCAGUGGUGCUGGUGCAAAAGGUCCCUGCACUGAUACUGAGGGAAUUCUCUCAUAUAGGGAAAUCUCGCAGAUCUGUAAGGAUACUGGGGGCACUGCCUAUCUUGACAAAGAGGCUGCUGUCAGGUAUAUGGUAUACGAUGACAAUAGCUGGGUUUCUUUUGACGACGAGACUACGUUCAAGAUGAAAAUCGACUAUGCCAACAAAAUGGGUCUUUCCGGUCUGAUGAUCUGGGCGAUUGAUCUUGAUGAUAACCGUCUCAGCGCCUUGCGAGCUGUGUCUGAUUCAGAUGCUCUGGGAAGUUCCGGAUCUGCAUUUGAUCUUGUCGAUUAUGCCCACAUAUUCCCCUCGGACAUUCGUCCACUAAAUUCCACGAAACCCGUUUACGGCAUUUCGACCUUUGGAGGUGGUGACUCUAUGAGUCCCAAUGGAGGUGGCUUUGGUUUCCUUCUUGUUGCUGGCGAGUCCCAUGCCGUCUCGAGACUGCGAAGGCGAGACAACGAGCCAGAGCCUUUUCACUUCCUCGACUGCCCUUCAGAUGUUGCGGAUGCUCCCAAAGACCACAUUCAUACAGCUCGAGUCGUUUGCCUCAGUGAUGAUCUGAAUGGGUGCUUCCAAGUGAUGGAGCGAGGCGUCGAGGGCACCAUCGUGGAGAUGCCCGACAAUGCUGUGUCCGCCGAGAUCAAGAAGCGGAACCCUACAUCCCAGGUCUACGACUUCAAAUUUGACUACAAUAUGGGCUUGAGUCGGCGUGAUACGACCAACAGAACGAGUAUCCGCUUAGAUUACUCGAACGUCAAAGGUUACUGGGACAAAACAGUGGACUCGCCCGGAGUCGAGGAUGACGACGGCGUGAUGGAAGCACGAUCCAGAGUCAAAAGGUUCUGGUCGUCCAGCCCCAAGGACUGGAAGAGGAGCUAUACGUCCUCACGCUCACACGCAGACUUUGAAUACGAUAGCACCAAUGCCAUCCCUAUCAAGCGGAACAUCAGCGAGCUGGUUUGGUAUCAGACUGCCAGAGAUUGUGAAGUGGAGGGAGAAGAUUGGGGCGAAGCCUUUGCAGCCUAUGUCGCCAACGGUUUUAUCACGGCCGGCGGUCAGAGUGAUCUGACAUAUGACAUUGACGGCUUCAGUGAGGUCGAUUUCUCCAGGGCAGAUAUGGGUAAUCCAAUUCACGGCGCGACACGAUCCUUCGAUCUGAAAGGAAUGACCAUCAGGGCUGGUAAAAACAGUUUCCCCUACCUUGACGUCAGCUAUGAGCUCGCCUCUUUCAACGGAUCCAACAGUACGUCCUUCAGCAACAGUGCCACAAGCUUCAUCGGCCAUCUCGAGACGCGAGUGAUCCAGGACUUCUCCAAUGUUACUGCAUACUGGCCAAUUGACUUUCCAGAGAGCGGAAAACCCGAGUCUGGCAAAUUUGCACCGAAUGAGAUCUUUGUCAACAACAACAACAACAACAAGGUCUGGUACAGUGACGGCGACGGCGGCAAGCUGGCCGUCGGCACCUUCCUAAGAUUUGGUGUCAAUAUCCACCUUGACGUACAUGGGCAAGAUCGCCGUACACUCGAAUCGACCGCAGUUGGAGAUAUGGCAUUGAUGUACAACACCGUCUCAAAUUUCGCCUUCUAUCCUGCGGAUGAUGAUUCUGAUAUGUCUUGUACCGAUUUCACGGUUGCGUAA
This is a messenger RNA of Penicillium bovifimosum, 2196 nucleotides long. RefSeq lists its product as uncharacterized. Gene Ontology annotation, molecular function: chitin binding. The coding region runs from base 1 to 2196 and encodes 731 amino acids. The record is from RefSeq and is a predicted model, not a curated record. NCBI's taxonomy places the organism in Eukaryota, Fungi, Ascomycota, Eurotiomycetes, Eurotiales, Aspergillaceae. Gene Ontology annotation, biological process: carbohydrate metabolic process. The transcript is spliced from 6 exons.